Phycodurus eques (leafy seadragon) is the source of this 1679-nucleotide messenger RNA. RefSeq names its product cytosolic arginine sensor for mTORC1 subunit 1 (gene castor1). Gene Ontology annotation, biological process: cellular response to L-arginine; negative regulation of TORC1 signaling. Lineage: Eukaryota; Metazoa; Chordata; Actinopteri; Syngnathiformes; Syngnathidae. Gene Ontology annotation, molecular function: arginine binding. Bases 489 to 1475 code for a protein of 328 amino acids. The transcript has 9 exons. Gene Ontology annotation, cellular component: cytosol. The record is from RefSeq and is a predicted model, not a curated record.
AGAGGAAGGUGAAAAAAGCUCUACAGGAAGUAACACAAUGCAGUGUCCUAGCUAGUGCUGCCGCUUAGUCUUGUGUAGUUUGUCGAGACACACACAAACACAGGGCGACGAGGAUUACUUGGAUUUGUCGAGUCAGCGGUUGGUCGGGCUGCGGUGCGUGUGGACCAACAGGAGGGUGGAGCAUCCUUUAAUCUCAUGGAGACAAAAAAAAAAGAAAGUCCACAACAAAUGUUUUCUUUUGGGUGUUUCCAGCCAUAAACCCCACAACAAUUCGUGGAUAUCCCUUCUCCUUUGCCGCUGAGCCCAGAUACAAGCCAUUGUUGUUUUAGCAGUCACUAUAAACGAUAUUGCGGAUUAUCAUUUGCGCUAUAUCACGGAUUUGUAAGAAGUCAUUUUUUUUCAAUUGUUUUUUUACAAUAUACAAGAAAAUCCAAAUGUGGAAUUCCACAUGUUCAGUUUAAAAGGAAUCUUUGUUGUAGUGGCUGUAGAUGGCUGACGUAGAACAGGAAGUUAUGGAAAUGACUUCAAAAAGACAACACCAUAAAAAUAAUGAUUGUAUUCACUAUGAAAUAACUACAGUCAGAUGCAAGUUCUUCAGUAUGACCGAGAGCCCUGAGAACUACACUCUCGUGUUGGAUGAGGAGGGCUUCAAAGAGCUGGAGUCCUCGGAGCAACUCCAGACGGAGAGCUCGGUGUGGCUGCCGCUCAACGUGCUCAACAACGCCAACGACUCGGUCAGCUCGCAGGCUCUGGGCGUCACCAAGAUCGCCAAGUCAGUCAUCGCGCCGCUCGCCCGCCAGCACGUCUCCGUCUUCAUGCUGUCCACCUAUCAGACCGACUUCAUCCUGGUGAGAGAGAAGGACCUGUCUGUGGUGGUCAGCACUCUGGACGAGGAGUUCAACAUCUACCGCGAGGUCGGAGGAGAGUCGCUCCUUGUCCGCGGCUGCGACGUCGCCAACGGCCUCCACGAGAACGGCAAAGAGGCUGUGCAGCCCACACUUCACCCAGUGCUCAUCCCCCAGAACCGGUUCUGCGUCAUGUCCUUGGACCCGGACACGCUGCCCUCCAUUGCCACCACGCUCAUCGACGUGCUGUUUUACUCCGGCAGUCCCAAAGAAGAUGAGGCGUCAGGUCCCAGGCCAGACUUGGACCGGAUCAAAUUCUUCUCCUUCUCCCUCAUUGACGGUUACGUCUCCCUUGUCAUGGACACGGACGCUCAAAGACAGUUCCCUGCCGACCUCCUCUUCACCAGCUCCUCCGGGGAACUGUGGAGGAUGGUGCGCAUCGGCGGACAACCGCUCGGCUUCGACGAAUGCGGCAUCGUGGCUCAGAUCUCCCGGCCGUUGGCCGAUUGCGACAUCUCCGCCUAUUACAUCAGCACCUUCAGCUUCGACCACGCUCUGGUCCCCGAGGAGGACAUCGCCAGCGUGAGCGACAUGCUCCACAAGCAGAGGAUGGACCCGACCACCGGCUGAGCCGUGACCGCCCUCGCCCUUGCAGGAAGGAGCGCAAGAGCGCAGGAAAAGCGUACUGACGCUGUCAGGUUUUUUUUUUUUUUUUUUUUUUUUUUUUUAAGACGCAGUUCUCUCGAAAAUGUAGCCAACGUACUAAAAACAUGGGGUUAAGCGUCUUUUUUUAAUAGGUCAGCAUUUUGUAAGUUGGUAAAAAAAAACAACAAA